This is a messenger RNA of Somion occarium, 3494 nucleotides long. Lineage: Eukaryota; Fungi; Basidiomycota; Agaricomycetes; Polyporales; Cerrenaceae. The record is from the annotation of a GenBank genome assembly.
GUUGACUGUGCUCGCACUCGAAAACACUCCUAAGCAGCAUCUAGGACAUCCGUCUGCAAGAACAGCAGUUUUCGCUGCAGGCCGUAUUAGUGCGUGUGGAAGACUGUACAAUAAGCUCCCGGUUCGGCGCUCCGGCCUGGACUUAUCGAGUUGAGGUAUAAACAGUGCCGAGAGAUCAUCCGCCAGCCAUGUCCUCGAAUCCGACCGUCACCGAUUCAAUCUCCAGCGACGGCAAGACUGCGCCGUCGACAAAUCAGCCUCCUCCCGCCCGCGAACAGUCAAAGAAAGGCCGCAAAGCUGCCACCAGGAAACCUCAACCCAAGAAACAAACCCAGGCACACCGCUCCGAUCCAAGUCCACCUCCGGAGGAUCAUUGUACGUCCAACAACCCCUGUCCAUACUUGUCCUCUCAUUUCAUCCAUCUUUCCUCUGAUUCUCAAUCAGCAUCUCGUCUCUCAAACGUGCGGGACCAGCAACAUCCGCCUCAGCCUCGCUUUACUGCUCACCUGCAGCAGCCCCUUCUCCCUGGGCCGCCAACUUAUCCCCUCUUGACCCCAGGUUAUCCUAUGAACGGCCAUCCACAUCCUUACGGUACAUCCCCAUUUCCUCAUCCUACUACCCCCGUCAAUGGUCAACAUCCUCAUGGCGCAAUUCCACAAUACCCCUACGCGGUUCAUCACCCGUCGUACGCUCAAUAUCCUGCGUACCCCCAAUAUUCCCCGACUCCGGCGAUGAUGAUGUACAAUGCUCCUGGUCCAAGUCAACCUGAACCUCCUCGCAUUGACGCGUCUUCGCCGACUGCGAGUACAACUGGCAAACGGAAAAGUUCGACUGAUGAUGGUGGGCCAAGCGGCAGUCAGGCGGCCAGCCCGAAUAAUACAACGGAGCCCAAGAAGCGUACAAAAACGCAGCGCGCGUGUGACAGUUGUCGUGCGCGCAAGAUCAGAUGUGAUGUACUACAAGAUUCCGACCCGCCAAAGUGUCAGCACUGUAACCAGUAUGGAUUCGAAUGCACUUUCUUCCUGCCGAUAUCAGAAACUCGGUUCAAAAAGAAGAAGUUGGAAGAGGAGGCCGCCGCCGCCGCAGACAAAGAAGCCGAACGGAGUACACAUUCUCCGCACGUUGAACAAUCGAAGAACGGUGAGGUCAAGGUGUACGGGCCCACGUCUGUGCCAUUCCUGCUGCAUUCUGCGGCUAUGAUUUCGUCACGGACAUAUGAAACAUACGAUAUGCGCUACCACCACACUUGGAAUGUGAGCGCCAACGGAGAUGGCAUCAUCCAAGUGAAUGAACCACAACAGGGCGAACUGGAGCUCUCGCCUCAAAAACCCGAGGAGCUGCAAAUAGAACGUGAUGUGGUUGAGAAGCUACUAAACGCGUACUUUGCAGAUGUUGCACCUUUGUUGCCUGUUGUGAAAAAGGCAGAGUUCCUUGCGACAAAUCCACCCCCUGCAAUAUUGCUGUACUCAAUGUGCUUGGUUGCCGCUACUCGAAGAGAAGUCCCGCAAACCGUGUUCGACAAGAUCCGGUAUGCGGUGAACAGUUUGAUCAAAGCAGAGGACGUCCUAUCGACCGCAUCCAUUGUGAAUGUGCAGACCCUCUUGAUUCUUUCCAUGUCUGGCGAUUGUCACUCGCAGUCUGUUCCCAGUGCCCUGUCAGCUUUGUGGAUACGAUUAGGAGCAGGAAUUCGAAUGGCGCAAGAUCUUGGGUUGCAUCGUGCUGAAGCAGUCAAGCAAAACAUUGAACUUCGACGUCGGCUCUGGGGAAUCUGUGUAAUUCACGAUAGAUGGAUAAGUGUGACCUACGGUCACCCCCAUAUGAUCGACGUGCAAGACUGUGAUGCUCGCCUACCGUCUUCUGGUGAUCCACAAGAUUUGUACCUAGACGAGCUAGUGCGAUUGAGCGUUAUCCUCGGUCGAGUGCAGAAGGCCAUUUAUACACCUGCCGGCCUGAAUGCCACCAACGAUGAAGCGCUCUAUUCGCUACUAAACGACCUGGAGUCUUGGAAGAAGAACCUUCCCGAUGAUCUUCAGUUUCACGGCCCCGGCAGUCCUCGGAACGCGGGGAUAUUGUUCAUCUUCUAUGCCUCCGUGAACAUGUUGUUCUGGCGCGUGUUCAUGCGGAUAUCGUACUCGUGCCCUGCCCACCUCAAGUUUUGUCUGACAGUCGAGAAAUGGACUCAGCUUGUUCAAAUGACUGGCGAUGCCAUUGAUUGGCUCGAUGCACAUGAUCGCGUGUACGAUAUCUGGCUGCUUGUCGCUUAUUGCGCAACGUCCUGUGCUUUGGUUCAAUACCAUACAUGGGCUCGUCGCCACGACCCGGAGGCGCAGGCUAAGCUCAAGAAACUCCGGUCCUGUGUCAGAAAAUGGGAGGGUGCAUUAUCUCCUGACCACAUGUCAGCACGACGAAAGACCGCUGAGAUCAUCUCUCUGCUAUGGGAGGCUACCCAGGGCCCCCAGCAGUCCCUCGAAGCGCCUGCGUUGAACCCAACCAGUGGCGUCAAGGGGAAACAGCCCACAGGGUCAUUGGUGUUUACCAAAGACCCGACUAGACCUGGAGGUGGCGUAUUCGUCGCGCGAGAGAGACCGAGUGACGACUUGGUGAGAGAGUUGCCAGAGGGCACCAUCAUUUCUGCUUCAGGUGAGGCGAUCACGGCAGCGGUCUCUCAUGUUCGAACAACGAAUGACGACGUAUCGAUGUCUCUUCCUUCCCCUGAUAUGUCUUCGUCCUCUGCCGCUGUCGUUGGUGCUAAUUGGUCUCCUUGGUCGUCUGCGUCUCCAGCUGGUGGCGAUGGUGCUACUUCGGCUUCUCAGCAACAGCAACAGGCAUCCAUGGUCAACGUCACACCGAUUGGUGGAAGUGCUGCCGGGAAUUACCAAAAUAUGAACCCGGCAUUGAACGCGGCGGUAUCGGGAGGACUAGAAAACGUUCAGAUUGUGAACAUGCUUGAUUAUGCGCCUCAGGGAACUUCAGUGCAGCAGUUCCAGGUGACAGAUCAAGUGUCGGAUCCGGGCUUCUUUACCAGCAUACCCUCGAGUAUGUACGAUUACAACCAAUGGGAAUCCUUCUUUUCUCGGUUCGGCUCCAACUUGAGUACUUUCCCCUCGCAGCAGGCUCAGCGACAGUCAAACAUGGCUGGUUCACCUCAAACGAGCACAGCGCAAUACCCGCAGUACCCUUCAUCUGGUGGAGGGCCUUCGAAUAGUGGGAUGGGGAGCGGGAUGUAGUAUUAGGCGUGGUUAUGGUCGAUUGGAUCUGAGUUUGGUUUGAUUCUCGGCUUGUCAUGCAUCUGUUUUACCUUAUAAUAAUAGAGAUACUGCUCGUAGUUUCCCCCCUUUUUCCCUCCGUCGUCGCUUGCUCGUUUUCUGUGACUGUCUCAGAUUUAUCGGACCUUGUGAAUUAGUUAUCGUGCUUUGUCGACUUUUUGAAUUCGUCUCUCUAGUACAUACAGAUCAUUUUGAUGCGCAUCUGAAGGAAUCUUUUUGUCGUGAACG